Molecule: messenger RNA, 6651 nt
Organism: Hyla sarda
Lineage: Eukaryota; Metazoa; Chordata; Amphibia; Anura; Hylidae
Exons: 12
Coding region: 64-6012 (1982 amino acids)
Biological process (GO): regulation of DNA-templated transcription
Source: RefSeq, a predicted model, not a curated record
ACAAGUAUUCACCUCAUGAUCUGAGAGCAAGAAGAUAAAUCAUGUGCAGGAAUAUCCCCUCAAAUGUCUCCAUAUAACAUCCUGGAAUUGUAUAGAAUUAAAUGUUUAUUCACAAUACAGGUUCCUAUAAGGGGUCAGGACGUGGCGGUCUAUUUCUCCAUGGAGGAGUGGGAGUAUGUAGAAGGACACAAGGAUCAGUACAAGGAUCAGGUCAUGAUGGAGGAUCAGCAGCCCCUCACAUCAUCAGUCAGAUCCAGUAAGAGAACAGCACCAGAGAGGUGUCCCAGUCCUCUUGAUGAACAGAAUAUGGAGGACAUUAGUACAGGGAAAGAUCUCAUCUAUAUUAAUUCUACAGCUAUAAAGGAAGAAGAAGAGACAGAUGUGAGCGGUGAUGAGCAGUAUAAGGAGAACAUUCCUACAGGGAAAGAUCUGAUCUAUAUUAAUGUUACAGACAUAAAGGAAGAACAAGAGACAUAUGUAAGCAGUGAUGAGCAGUAUAAGGAGGACAUUUCUACAGGGAAAGAUCUUAUCUAUAUUUAUGCUACAGACAUAAAGAAAGAAGAAGAGACAGAUGUGAGCGGUGAUGAGCAGUAUAAGGAGGACAUUCCUACAGGGAAACAUCUGAGCUCUAUUAAUGCUACAGACCUAAAGGAAGAAGAAGAGACAGAUGUAAGCAGUGAUGAACAGUAUAAGGAGGGCAUUUCUACAGGGAGAGAUCUGCUCUAUAUUAAUGCUACAGACAUAAAGAAAGAAGAAGAGACAGAUGUGAGCAGUGAUGAGCAGUAUCAGGAGGGCAUUUCUACAGGUAACUGCACAGAUUCUUGUAGCAGGAGAUCAGAGGAGAAUCUUAUAUCUUCAGAUUAUAAAGCAGAUGAUGAUAUCACACAAGAUACAUAUGAAGAACAUUCCAUUAUCCCAGAUACACCCUCAGCCCUUCACAGCCAAGAUCUGUCAUCUCAUCCUUAUAUACAGGUCCUGUCUUCUCAUUCAUCACAGGAUGUUCAGCUAAAUAAAAGUCACAGAAGGGGUGUUGGACAUCAACGAGCUCAUACAGGAAAGAAACCAUAUUCAUGCUCAGAAUGUGGGAAAUGUUUUACUAAGAAAUCAGAUCUUGUUAAACAUCAAAUAACUCACACAGUGGAGAAGCCAUUUUCAUGUUCAGAAUGUGGGAAAUGUUUUCCUUUUAAAUCAGGUCUUGUUAUACAUCAAAGAACUCACACAGGAGAGAAGCCAUUUUCAUGUUCAGAAUGUGGAAAAUGUUUUAGUCAGAAAUCAGACCUUGUUCAUCAUCAAAGAACUCACACAGGAGAGAAGCCAUUUUCAUGUUCAGAAUGUGGGAAAUGUUUUCCUUUUAAAUCAGGUCUUGUUGUACAUCAAAUAACUCACACAGGGGAGAAGCCAUUCUCAUGUUCAGAAUGUGGAAAAUGUUUUAGUCUUCAAUCAAAUCUUGUUCAACAUCAAAGAACUCACACAGAGGAGAAGCCAUUUUUAUGUUCAGAAUGUGGGAAAUGUUUCUCUCACAAAUCAAGUCUUGUUAAACAUCAAAUAUCUCACACAGAGGAGAAGCCAUUUUCAUGUGCAGAGUGUGGGAAACAUUUUACCCAGAAAUCCUAUCUUGUUGAACAUCAAAGAACUCACACAGGGGAGAAGCCAUUUUCAUGUGCAGAAUGUGGGAAAUGUUUUGUUCAGAAAUCCGAUCUUGUUAAACAUCAAAGAACUCACACAGGGGAGAAGCCAUUUUCAUGUGCAGAAUGUGGGAAAUGUUUUACUCAGAAAUCAGACCUUGUUGUACAUCAAAGAACUCACACAGGAGAGAAGCCAUUUUCAUGUUCAGAAUGUGGGAAAUGUUUUACUCAGAAAUCAGAUCUUGUUCAUCAUCAAAGAACUCACACAGGAGAGAAGCCAUUUUUAUGUUCAGAAUGUGGGAAAUGUUUCUCUCACAAAUCAAGUCUUGUUAAACAUCAAAGAUCUCACACAGAGGAGAAGCCAUUUUCAUGUGCAGAGUGUAGGAAACUUUUUACCCAGAAAUCCUAUCUUGUUGAACAUCAAAGAACUCACACAGGGGAGAAGCCAUUUUCAUGUGCAGAAUGUGGGAAAUGUUUUGCUCAGAAAUCAGAUCUUGUUAAACAUCAAAGAACUCACACAGGGGAGAAGCCAUUUUCAUGUGCAGAAUGUGGGAAAUGUUUUACUCAGAAAUCAGACCUUGUUGUACAUCAAAGAACUCACACAGGAGAGAAGCCAUUUUCAUGUCCAGAAUGUGGGAAAUGUUUUUGUUUUAAAUCAGGUCUUGUUGUACAUCAAAUAACUCACACAGGAGAGAAACCCUUUCCAUGUUCAGAAUGUGGAAAAUGUUUUAUUCAGAAAUCAGACCUUGUUGUACAUCAAAGAACUCACACAGGAGAGAAGCCAUUUUCAUGUGCAGAAUGUGAAAAAUGUUUUGCUGAUAAAUCACAUCUUGUCAGACAUCAAAGGAUUCACACAGGAAAGAAAUAUUUUAUGAGUCAGGGAGAAGAUCUGAACAAUAUUAAUGCUUCAGAGACAGAUGUGAGCAGUGAUGAGCAGUAUAAGGAGGACAUUCCUACAGAGAAAGAUCUUAUCUAUAUUAAUGCUACAGACAUAAAGGAAGAAGAGACAGACGUGAGCGGUGAUGAGCAGUAUAAGGAGGACAUUCCUACAGGGAAAGAUCUGAUCUAUAUUAAUGCUACAGACAUAAAGGAAGAAGAGACAGACGUGAGCGGUGAUAAGCAGUAUAAGGAGGACAUUCCUACAGGGAAAGAUCUGAUCUAUAUUAAUGCUACAGACAUAAAGGAAGAAGAAGAAGAGACAGAUUUGAGCGGUGAUGAGCAGAAUGAGAAGGAAAUUCCUACAGGGAACUGCCCAGAUGACUGUACCAGGAGACCAGAGGAGAAUCUUAUAUCUUCAGAUUAUAAAGCAGAUGAUGAUAUCACACAAGAUACAUAUGAAGAACAUUCCAUUAUCCCAGAUACACCCUCAGCCCUUCACAGCCAAGAUCUGUCAUCUCAUCCUUAUAUACAGGUCCUGUCUUCUCAGUCAUCACAGGAUGUUCAGCAAAAUAAAGGUCACAGAAGGGGUGUUGGACAUCAACGAGCUCAUACAGGAAAGAAAGCAUAUUCAUGCUCAGAAUGUGGGAAAUGUUUUCCUUUUAAAUCAAGUCUUGUUACACAUCAAAGAACUCACACAGGAGAGAAGCCAUUUUCAUGUUCAGAAUGUGGGAAAUGUUUUAAUCAGAAAUCAAUUCUUGUUGUACAUAAAAGAACUCACACAGGAGAGAAGCCCUUUUCAUGUUCAGAAUGUGGGAAAUGUUUUACUUUUCAAUCAAGUUUUGUUAAACAUCAAAGAACUCAUACAGGAGAGAAGCCAUUUUCAUGUUUAGAAUGUGGAAAAUGUUUUGCUCAGAAAUCAGAUCUUGUUAAACAUCAAAGAACUCACACAGGGAAGAAGCCAUUUUCAUGUUCAAAAUGUGGGAAAUGUUUUACUCAGAAACCACAUCUUGUUGUACAUCAAAUAACUCACACAGGAGAGAAGCCAUUUUCAUGUUCAAAAUGUGGGAAAUGUUUUACACAGAAGUCAAGUCUUCAUCAGCAUCAAAGAAAAGAACUCACACAGGGGAGAAGUCAAUUCAGAGGAAUAAUUGAUGCAGAUAACACAUCUAUAUAUUCAUUGGUCUGUGCAGCAUGGUGGAUUGACCAGGAUCUGUCAAACUCGAUGACUGCCUUGGCUGGAGCACUGAUGGGUUCAUAUGAAGCUCUCACUAACUCACUAUACAGGUACCAUUCUCGUUCCUCUUAUCCUCUUCCCUUGCAAACUAUAGCUAAAGUGUGGUCCCUGGUGUUGAGUAAAUUUCCGCAGCCUUUGGUGUCUCCUAGGGCAUUCCUGUGGGGGAAUGUACAUUUACCUCACCUUCAUGGGUUACAGGAGGCCCGUUUCUGGGGUUCUCAUGGAGUCAGGUUCGUGAUUCACUUGCUCCGAGAGGAUCAGGAUUUCUUGUCCUUUGCAGAAAUGAAAGAACGUUAUGGUGUCCCUGGCAGUGCCUUUUAUAGGUAUCUUCAGCUGAGGCAGGCGGCUCAAGCACAAUUUGGCUCCCUGACAUUUACCCCUGUGCUUUCUGAGGUGGAGAUUCUCCUGGGCACUGCAGAUCUCACUAAACCCCUUACCCAGUCCUAUGCUCUCCUUCAGACACUGGGGCCUAGCCUGUUCUCGAAUGCUUAUCAUAAAUGGGUGGCUGAUAUUCCUGAUCUGUCUGAGCGCCAGUGGAAGGAAGUUGAGGGCUCAUGUUACUCCCCGGUGCUUCUAUAUAAGAGAAUUCUCCUGGAUGACCCAUCAACCAUGGAGAGAGACAGGAACAAGAUGGCCGACAGGAUCAUAAACCUCACCCUACAGAUACUCUUCCGGCUUACUGGAGAGGAUUACACAGUAGUGAAGAAGUCAUCUAGUGGGCGCUGUUGGGCCCCUGUGUGUGAAGGAUGGGGAAGAUUCCCGGGGCCCCCACCUCACUCCCUGAUACAUGAGGAAAUGGAUGAACAGAAGAUCCGAGAACUCAUCAACAAGAUGAUGGAGCUGCUGACUGGAGAGGUUCCUAUAAGGUGUCAGGACGUGGCGGUCUAUUUCUCCAUGGAGGAGUGGGAGUAUGUAGAAGGACACAAGGAUCAGUACAAGGAUCAGGUCAUGAUGGAGGAUCAGCAGCCCCUCACAUCACCAGUCAGAUCCAGUAAGAGAACAGCACCAGAGAGGUGUCCCCGUCCUCUUCUUCCAAAGGAUGAUCAGGGAGAAGAUCCGAAUAAUAUUAAUGCUCCAGAGACAGAUGUGAGCGGUGAUGAGCAGUAUAAGGAGGACAUUCCUACAAAGAAAGAUCUGAUCUUUAUUAAUGCUACAGACAUGAAGGAAGAACAAGAGACAUAUGUGAGCGGAAAUGAACAGUAUAAGGAGGACAUUCCUACAGGGAAAGAUCUGAUCUAUUCUACAGACAUAAAGGAUGAAGAAGAGACAUAUGUGAGUGGUGAUGAGCAGUUUAAGGAGGACAUUCCUACAGGAAAAGAUAUGGACAAUAAUAAUGCUACAGACAUGAAGGAAGAAGAAGAGACAGAUGUGAGCGGUGAUGAACAGUAUAAGGAGGACAUUCCUACAGGUAACCGUCCAGAUGACCGUACCAGGAGAUCAGAGGAGAAUCUUAUAUCUUCAGAUUAUAAAGCAGAUGAUGAUAUCACACAAGAUACAUAUGAAGAACAUUCCAUUAUCCCAGAUACACCCUCAGCCCUUCACAGCCAAGAUCUGUCAUCUCAUCCUUAUAUACAGGUCCUGUCUUCUCACUCAUCACAGGAUGUUCAGCAAAAUAAAGGUCACAGAAGGGGUGUUGGACAACAACGAGCUCAUACAGGAAAGAAACCAUAUUCAUGCUCCGAAUGUGGGAAAUGUUUUACUAAGAAAUCAAGCUUUGUUGAUCAUCAAAAAACGCACACAGGAGAGAAGCCGUUUUCAUGUUCAGAAUGUGGGAAAUGUUUUACUAAGAAAUCAUAUAUUGUUACACAUCAAAGAACUCACACAGGGGAAAAGCCAUUUUCAUGUGCAGAGUGUGGAAAAAGUUUUGCUGACAAAUCAGCUCUUGGUUAUCAUCAAAAAACUCACACAGGGGAGAAGCCAUUUCCAUGUUUAGAAUGUGGAAAAUGUUUUGCUCAGAAAUCAGAUCUUGUUAAACAUCAGAGAACUCACACAGGGGAGAAGCCAUUUUCCUGUUCAGAAUGUGAAAAAUGUUUUACUGAGAAAUCAAGUCUUGUUCAUCAUCAAAAAACUCACACAGGGGAGAGGCCAUUUUCAUGUUCAGAAUGUGGAAAAUGCUUUACUUGGAAAUCACGUCUUGUUAAUCAUCAGAGAACCCACACUGGGGAGAAGCCAUUUUCAUGUUCAGAAUGUGGGAAAUGUUUUACUGAGAAAGCAACACUUAAAAAACAUAUAAGAACUCACACAGGAGAGAAGCAAAUUCAGAGCAAUAUAUGAUGCAGAUAACACAUCUAUAUAUUAACCAUGUACAUAGGAUAUCUGACAUUUAUACAUAUAUCAUAUACUGCAGGGGUCUCAAACUGGCGGCCCUCCAGAUGUUGCAAAACUUCAACUCCCAGCAUGCCUGUGAGGGGAGUCAACUUGUUAUACGUAUUCAUAUAACCUUUUAUAAUAAUCCUUUAUAUGAUUAUACACCAUGUCUAUAGUCCACCAUCUUGUCUAUGUUCCUUCAUUAUGAACUGAGUGUGAACUUUACCAGAAUUAUAACCAGGAAACUUGUAAACAAGAACCACAACUGCUGAGCGUACAGAAAACUCCAAGGCUACUGAGUCUGGCUAUCAUACUUAUAAUGCAAUAUAAUUCGCGUUCGGGAGCUGGCAAGGAUGAUAGGGAUAGAAAUAACACCGAUUGUGGAGACCAGGGUAUGGUGACUCCUAGAAUGCUUUUCAUUAGCCCGGCGCAGGUAUACCAGAAGGGUUGGACAAUAGGGCACGUCCAUAGCACAUGAUACAGUGUGCCCCUGUGUCCACAACCUCGCCAACAUGUAUCUGGGACAGACUGGUAAAAAAUAGCUAGCUUGUCUGGAGUAUGAUACCAGCGUAAGAUUGUUUUAUAGGCCGAUUCUACGUGUGAGGA